CUAUCACCACACCAUUUCCAUUGCAAACAAACAAUGAUGUGUUUGAAAACACACCUCUCUUUUCCAUUCCGCACCCCUUCAUCACCAUCUCCAAAACACCUCACACACCACCUCCGUUCCUUGCCGUUCAGAUCCACGAUCAAGAUGUCAUCAUCAACCCAAACCAAAACCAUCGAACACAUCGUCCUCUUCAAAGUCAAAGAAAACUCCGAACCCUCAAAAUUAACCUCCAUGGUUAACGGACUCAGUUCCCUCAUCUCCCUAGAUCAAGUCCUCCAUCUUACCACAGGCCCUCUCCUACGCAACCGCUCCACUGCGUUAACGUUCACUCACAUGCUUCACAGUCGGUACAAGUCCAAAGAGGAUCUCGAAGCUUACUCUACACAUCCGAGUCCUAUUGGUGUCGUUAGAGGAAGCAUUCUCCCGAUUAUUGAUGAUCUAAUGGCGGUGGAUUGGGUGGCGGAGGAUAUUGACAGUGGUGAAUUGGUUCCGAAUCCGGGGUCGGCAAUUUAUGUAACAUUUUUGAAGUUGAAGGAGGGGGUUUUUAACGAUGAGGUUUUAAAAAUUAUAACUAUUAAAAAAUAUAAAGAUAAUUAUUUCUUCAAAGUAAAGGAUAUU
Molecule: messenger RNA, 618 nt
Organism: Vicia villosa (hairy vetch)
Lineage: Eukaryota; Viridiplantae; Streptophyta; Magnoliopsida; Fabales; Fabaceae
Product: stress-response A/B barrel domain-containing protein UP3-like
Exons: 2
Source: RefSeq, a predicted model, not a curated record